AUUAGAUUCAUCAUUCAUCGUGCUUACAUCGUUCCCACUUGCAUCGCGCUUGCAUCAUUCUCGCUCGCAUUGUCAAUUCUGUUGGUGCUUGUAUCAAUUUUCCAUUAACAUCAAUAUCUAUUACCUUUUCUGUUAACAUCAAUGCAUUAGAUUCAUCAUUCAUCGUGCUUACAUCGUUCCCACUAAUUCCGUUUGCACUGCGCUCGCAUCGCCAUUUCUAUUUGUGCUCCCAUCAAGAUAUCUAUUACCUUUUCUGUUAGAUUCAUCAUUCAUCAUACUUUUCGGAUUCUUCUAUGAUUUGUGCGCUAGUGAGGACUAAAAUGAUAAGCAGUCUCAAACAUUCCACUCGGUAAUAGGAAAAGAUCUCUCCUUUUGCUUACUUCAUGGACAAAAAAAGUGUUAUAAAUCCAUCGCACACAUCACUCGUGUCACCUAUCAAAUAGUCACUCCAGGGUAGAAAACCAUGAUUGGAUAAGCACAAACAGAGGCUGCGCAAUGAUUAUUUACUGCAAAACCAAGACGUGCACCAGUUUGGGAAAAAAAAAUCCUUCAAGGCCUAAGAUUCAUUGAAUCUGCGAUUUCUGUGUACGGCCUUAUCGAAAUUCAGGUGGGUCCCACAAUACUCUCAUUAAAAAAAAAUUAAAAUUGUCACCCUUGCAUGGAAUCCAUGGAUUUAGGAAACCCCACGUAUCAAGCUAAUUGUCAAGCUUUGGUUUUGGGAAAUAACGUAGCAGGGUCUUAUCUCCAAACGUUUCAACACCGCCUCCUAUAGUAAAUGACGAUUGUCCACAAUCACUCUCUCUUCUAAUCCCUUAACACUUCGAUAAACAAAGAGAGAAUGAAAAAGCGAAACUGGAAUGUUGCUUCUGGUUGUUUGACACCUGAGCAAGUAUGCAAACAAAGUGUUCGGCCAUGUGUGUAUAAGAGAAGUUAACAGUGAGGCUGGCCGUGGACACGAUCUGUCUUGUUCACCAUGACAAGUAUCACUGCAGCCCCAGCAGAAGCCACGUUUCAGGUGUGCCCCAUUACUGCAAUCUGGCUCCUACUCGAUCGUCUUAUAAAUUCCGCCACCCAUUUCAGUUCUGGGCUCAUCAGACUCUCAGAACAUUUUCCCCUCGUAGUUCUCUGAAAAUGUUGAAAUCCGGGAUAGGUAGCAGUGUUGGGGUUGGGGAGAGGAAAACGGUGAAGAAGCCGGCGCAGGCCAGCUCGAGGAAGGGGUGUAUGAGAGGGAAAGGUGGGCCGGAAAAUGCUACGUGCACUUACAAGGGUGUUAGGCAGAGGACUUGGGGGAAAUGGGUGGCCGAGAUCCGCGAACCUAAUCGCGGAGCUCGUCUCUGGCUUGGGACGUUCGACACGUCCCAUGAGGCCGCCAUGGCCUAUGAUGCUGCUGCCAGGAAGCUCUAUGGCUCCGAGGCCAAGCUCAAUUUGCCCGAUCAACUUGUACCCCAUUCUCCACAGCCUCCUGUGCAGAACAAUAAUCUCCAGAUGGCUCAGAUGCAGGUGGCGAAUACAUCAUCUGGUGCUGCAUGUUUUCCAACGGUGACAGGAGUACUGAGCAAUGAUGUUUCCGUACCGGUUGUGCUCCAGGACAAUACUAAUAGUACCUACCCGGUUCCGAUUCCUUUUCCUAAUCCGAGCAUGCAAACCUGCUAUGGUAACACAUACGAGGAGAACAACAGCAACACCACUAUGUCUAUGCUCACAAAAGAGGAGAAGAACGAAGGAAUUGAUCAAGGGUUCUGGGAGAACGUAAAUACAAAAGUGUUGCCGGUGUUUGAUGACUCCAUAUGGGCCGAGGCUGCCCUGUCCAUCGAUUUUCCGGUGAUCGAGAAUCACGGGAUUUUCGCCAGCAACUUCGUUGAUGGAAAUGCUUGGGAGGCAUUACCUGCUUCUUGGUGCGCUUAGAUACCUGGGAAGCUAGCUAUAGCUCAAGUCUCAAGUUUCUUAAAUCUGAACAUGGUGGGGAAAAUUAGUUGGCAACUUGGUAUAAUGUAAAUUAGUACUUAGAAUAUAUAUACGUAAGUACGGUGUGUGGACUUGUGUAUAUAUACUAUAUCGUAUAUAUUGUAUAAAUGUGUAUCUAUAUAUGGGUAUGGGCGGCGGUGCCGAGUGGGUUUCUGUGGGCUUUGUCAGGCUGGAUGGCUCAUUCUAUGGCUCAAACCAGAUCGUCUGGUUUUUUACGUUUCUGUUUUGUUUAUCUUGUUUUAGGAUCUACUCAGUAAUUCUGAGUCAGCCCUUGCAAUUAUAUUGUUCUCUGCAGGGGCUAUUGUUCUUGUUUAUGUAUGGAUGGAUGUAAAUUACUCAUGUAUGAGUACACUUUCUAGUUUCUAACGUACCACUUUACAUGUAGAUCUACUCGUGCCAAUCUGUUUGCCUCUGCUGCUGUUUCUGCUCUGCAAAGCUUUAUCUUUUCGUUAUCUGGCCACAGAUAGAUUUGGCAGAAUUUUCGUCCUGUUAUGAACAGUCAAAUUUCCUCUUUCCGUUCUGCUUACAACUUUUAUGUCAAUGCAUGUCUCCAAUUCAGGACUGUAUUUUCUGAAGCGGGGGAUGUACCUCUUCAGCUUUGAAGUUUAAACGUAUCCAUAACAUAACAACAGUGAAACCAAUCCAUCUCUGUUUCAUGCAAGUUGUCCAUUUUAUACCAAUCCAUCUCUGUUUCAUGCAAGUUGUCCAUUUUAUUGAGUAUUGACCAAACUAAAAGCUUCACUCAAACGCUAUCCUCUGUUGAGUGAUGAACAAGAAUGAAAGCAAAUGCAAGGAAGGUGCCGGAAGAUCAUUUUCCGGCAAGUAACUCACCGGUAAUAAUCAGAUCAGACCCACAAUGAUAAGCCAUGUGCUCCCUCUGUUAAUAUGAAACUGCCAAAUACAUAGUUUGCUAAACACAACCAGUCUUGAAACUUGACAGCAGAGCCAAAACACCGGCCGAAUUAAUGAAUCACCCCCCCUUUGUGGGAAAGCAUACAUAUCAAUUAGUUCAACCCAAAAUUUGUGCCUCUGCAAUUUUUAUUUAGUUAUUUGGCCACCACUUCAGAUAGAUAUAAACCAAGUGCCCUUCCAAUUUCUGUAACUCCACUUUCGUCAGCUUUUGGCCGCUUAACGUUGGAAUAGGUUGGAGCAGAGCGAAGUGCUGAGAGCUAUUUCGUCCUG
Rosa rugosa (rugosa rose) is the source of this 3147-nucleotide messenger RNA. Its product is annotated as dehydration-responsive element-binding protein 2D-like. The record is from RefSeq and is a predicted model, not a curated record. Gene Ontology annotation, biological process: response to stress; positive regulation of DNA-templated transcription. Bases 1132 to 1905 code for a protein of 257 amino acids. NCBI's taxonomy places the organism in Eukaryota, Viridiplantae, Streptophyta, Magnoliopsida, Rosales, Rosaceae. Gene Ontology annotation, cellular component: nucleus. The transcript has a single exon. Gene Ontology annotation, molecular function: transcription cis-regulatory region binding; DNA-binding transcription factor activity.